Molecule: messenger RNA, 3137 nt
Organism: Acipenser ruthenus (sterlet)
Lineage: Eukaryota; Metazoa; Chordata; Actinopteri; Acipenseriformes; Acipenseridae
Product: nuclear transcription factor Y subunit gamma
Exons: 12
Coding region: 489-1556 (355 amino acids)
Biological process (GO): regulation of DNA-templated transcription
Cellular component (GO): CCAAT-binding factor complex; nucleus
Molecular function (GO): DNA binding; DNA-binding transcription activator activity, RNA polymerase II-specific; protein heterodimerization activity
Source: RefSeq, a predicted model, not a curated record
UCAAGUAGCACGCUAGAUUGAUUGCCUUUGAAUGUUAAAGGCGAAAGAGGCUGCAGAUCUUUUCUGGAGUCUGAAGUGGGUUUAUUCCCCUUUGAGAAACAGGGGUCAAGUGAAAGACAAAGGCAAAAUGAGGGACGGCAGUUUGCAGGGGAAAGGAGCCGGGAGAAGGGAGAGGAGUCCCUGCGGGUCUGUGAGGCUCGCAGGCAGCGCAUUUGAAGCUUUCUGUUGCCUUUUGUUUCCUGCUGCUCUGAGCUUGAAGGAAUAGGGCUCCUCUCUCCCUGUCGCUCUCUGUCUCUCUCUCUCCUCCUUCUCUCACUUUCUCUGAUCACAGAGACAUCGUUAAAAUGCAGCUGCCACUGCAGGAGACCCGUCACCUGGAAAUCUUAUGUGAGGGAGUGCCCCGCGUGUUUCAGGAAGAAGGGAGUACGGAGGGCUGAAGGUGACUUUUGGUUGAUCUUUUGCAGAUCACCUGUGCUUCAGAUCUCAAGAUGUCUGGAGAUGGUUCGUUUAACGCUGGAGGUGAUGCUCAGCAAAGUCUCCAAUCUUUCUGGCCCAGAGUCAUGGAGGAGAUCAGAAACCUCACUGUGAAGGAUUUUAGAGUUCAAGAGCUUCCAUUAGCUCGAAUCAAGAAAAUCAUGAAGCUGGAUGAAGACGUAAAGAUGAUCAGCGCUGAAGCACCAGUUCUGUUUGCUAAAGCUGCUCAGAUAUUCAUCACAGAGCUGACACUACGAGCUUGGAUUCACACAGAGGACAACAAACGCAGGACUCUCCAGAGGAACGAUAUUGCAAUGGCCAUCACAAAGUUCGACCAGUUUGAUUUCUUGAUUGACAUCGUUCCCAGAGAUGAACUGAAGCCUCCCAAAAGACAGGAAGAAGUGCGACAGUCAGUCGCGCCCGCAGAACCCGUCCAGUAUUACUUCACUUUGGCACAGCAGCCAGGUGCUGUGCAGGUCCAGGGGCAACAGCAGGGGCAACAGAACACUGGCGCCACAGCCACCCUCCAGCAGGGGCAGAUCAUCAUCACACAGCCACAGCAGGGGCAGGUGUUACAAGGAGCAGGCGUGCAGCAGUAUCAGCAGGUGCAAGUCGCACAGCCCCAGACUACGGCAUCCUCAAUGACGAGCCAGCCUGUAACCAUGCAGGUGGGAGAGGGCCAGCAGCUACAGAUUGUGCAGGCAGGGCAGGGGCAGCAGGCACAGGCAGCCACGGGACAGACCAUGCAGGUCAUGCAGCAAAUCAUCACCAACACUGGAGAGAUCCAGCAGAUACCGGUGCAGCUGAACACAGGGCAGCUGCAGUAUAUCCGGUUAGCCCAGCCUGUAUCCGGGACACAAGUUGUUCAAGGACAGAUUCAGACACUUGCCACCAACGCACAGCAGAUAACGCAGACAGAAGUACAGCAAGGGCAACAGUUCAGCCAGUUCACCGACGGACAGCAACUCUACCAGAUCCAGCAAGUGACCAUGCCAGCAGGACAGGAGCUGAGCCAGCCCAUGUUCAUCCAGUCGACAAGCCAGGCAGCUGACGGGCAGGCCACACAGGUCACCACGGACUGAGCAGAGCCACCACAGGGAGGGGCUGCCACGCAAACUGAAGCAGGAACACACGGGUCCAGAGGCAGAAUCGGCGCACUCUCUCCCGCUGUUUUCUGUACCAAUGUAAUUAUUGUACACAAUGUCUGCAGUAGCCUCUGGCACGCUACACCGUCGUGUGGUUGAAACCAGAAUCUAAAAAGAGUGGAAAAACAAACACACAUUGCAAAUCAAAACCAUUUUUUCAAAACAUUGUUCAAAACCCUGUCAUUUCUUUUCAAGGAAAUGGAAGCAUUUAAUAACAUUGAAUGGUUUUGCUUGUAUUAAGGCACAGUUGGCAAUGUUGGUAAUAUGCACAUGUUUACCGGGAUGGGGUCCCUCCCCCUUAUGCAGCAAACUGUUCUGAUCAUGUUUUGUUCAGGCCACUCAACAUUUGUGGACCUCCUGUGGCUCCAGGAAAGACGUGUAUAUACUCGGAGACAACGCUUUUCUGAGCAGCCUCAUUUUUAUUUGACAGUGUACGGUUUAAUCGUACUGCAAGGGUGCCUGUACGUUUUAAUGAUGUUAGAAUCAAUAGCUCCAAUUAGAGUAUGCAUUUAAACCUCCUAAAAGCACAAUAUAGUGCAGUGCCUGUCACAAGUCCCACUCAUGUUUCCUGUAUUCAUGUCUGCAUUUAGUCAGGGAAUCUACCUGGCCAGUUUUAAUUUUAGAAUCUGUUGGAUGCAAUGGAAUUGUUUUUCUUUCAUCGUGGAAAUAGAAAUGGGUCAUGCUUUUUACAGUCCAUACUAUCAGUGACAAAGAUAUACAGCAGGACUGGCUUGUAGAACUUCUGGUUAUACAUUCUUCCCAGCUAAGCAUUCUUUGCAUAUCUAGUUUUGCUUUCAAGCAAAUUUAUUUUACUUCAUUGUGUAGUGUGUUUUUGUUUUUUGUCAGAUUUUGCAGAAUGGGUUUAGAACACACAUUUUAAACAUUAGCAUAAAUGCAUUUUUAUAACAGAAAAGGUAACUCUUUCCAAGGUAAUCCAUAACUGUUGUCCAGAAAGUGUGUUCCUGGCAGUCCAGCAGCCUGGAAAUAAAUAAAUAAAUAAAAUUAACGUGCACGUAGCUGUUGGAACCGUGCGGCUCAAAUAUCUGAAUUGUAACGAAGAAAAAAAUACAGAGAUAAAGCAGACAGCACAAGGAAUUAACUAAGUUAGAGUUUAUGAUGUUAGAAAUGUUCUGUAUCUCUUGAACAGUAUUCACAUCUCAAGCACUGCAGAUCAGCCUGUGCGGUGAUCCCUGGCUCGAAUCACACCCUGCUGUGUGAGUCCUGUGUUGUGUAUUUGUGUCUGUGAGAGUUCUGAAAGUGUGUAUUCCCACAGCACCCCCUCCCCUCCCCUCCCCUCCCGUGACUGUGUUUAAUAUCGUGUUGUAUAUAGAAGACUCCGUCCACCUGGACCAGGCUCGAGUCAGCUUUCUGACACCUUAGUCUGUAGAAAGCUUUUGAUUUUUUAUUUGUAUUAUUGUUUGUAAUAAUUGUGCUAGAUUAAAAUGUGUUUUUAUUUCAGCUUUUUUUGCAUGUAGUUUAAACUGCCAGCAUGUAAUGCAAUAAACUUUUUUUGGAUUA